GAAAUAACGGGGGCGGGCCUUGUAUGAGGAUAGUCUCGCUGAAUCCCGCGAUAUUUGCUUGUGUAUAAAUAAGAGCGUCUUCCUUAGGAUAGACCUCUUUCAAUCGGACCGGAGACGAAAUGUCUCACCGAAAGUUUUCGGCUCCCCGCCACGGAUCCCUGGGCUUCUUGCCCCGCAAGAGGAGUCGUCGUCAUCGUGGUAAGGCUAAGAGCUUCCCCACUGAUGACCCCACCAAGCCCGUGCACCUGACUGCCUACCUGGGCUACAAGGCUGGCAUGACACAUAUCGUCCGUGAGGUCGACAGACCUGGCUCAAAGGUCAACAAGAAGGAAGUGGUUGAGGCUGUAACUAUUGUGGAGACUCCCCCCAUGAUUGUGGUCGGCGUUGUGGGUUACGUAAACACCCCACGCGGCCUGCGGUCCUUCAAGACUAUCUUCGCAGAGCACGUCAGUGACGAGUGCAAGCGUCGGUUCUACAAGAACUGGUACAAGUCCAAGAAGAAGGCUUUCACCAAAUACUGCAAGAAAUGGCAGGACGAUGAGGGCAAGAAGCAGCUGGAGAAGGACUUUAAUUCCAUGAAGAAGUACUGCCAGGUCAUCCGCAUCAUCGCGCACACACAGAUGCGUCUGCUGCCUCUGGCGCAGAAAAAGUCUCACUUGAUGGAGGUGCAGCUGAAUGGAGGCAGCGUCUCUGACAAGGUGGACUGGGCCCGUGAAAAGCUGGAGCAAGCCGUGGCAGUCAACACAGUCUUCACUCAGGACGAGAUGAUUGACGUCAUUGGUAUCACCAAGGGUCACGGAUACAAGGGUGUCACCAGCCGUUGGCACACAAAGAAGCUUCCUCGCAAAACCCAUCGUGGUCUGCGUAAGGUUGCCUGCAUUGGCGCCUGGCAUCCUGCCCGUGUGGCCUUCUCUGUGGCUCGUGCUGGUCAGAAGGGUUACCACCACCGUACAGAGAUCAACAAGAAGAUCUACAAGAUUGGCCUGGGCUACCACACAAAGGAUGGAAAGCUGGUGAAGAACAACGCCUCCACAGAGUAUGAUCUGUCAAACAAGAGCAUCAACCCUCUGGGAGGCUUCGUUCACUAUGGAGAUGUGACCAAUGACUUCAUCAUGGUGAAAGGCUGUGUUGUGGGGACCAAGAAGAGGGUGUUGACUCUGCGCAAGUCUUUGCUUGGGCAGACCAGCCGUCGUGCCCUGGAGAAGAUUGACCUGAAGUUCAUUGACACCACCUCAAAGUUCGGUCACGGUCGCUUCCAAACCAUGGAGGAGAAAAAGGCGUUCAUGGGACCACUCAAAAAGGACCGUGUCACCAAGGAGGAGACUGCAUAAAGUACACAACAAAAGGCUCAACUGCUUUGCUUGUCGCCAUCAUUCCCGUGCUGCAGACUUUAAUAAAAAACAAACCCAAA
This is a messenger RNA of Cottoperca gobio, 1411 nucleotides long. RefSeq names its product ribosomal protein L3 (gene rpl3). Gene Ontology annotation, molecular function: RNA binding; structural constituent of ribosome. Gene Ontology annotation, biological process: translation. The transcript has 9 exons. Lineage: Eukaryota; Metazoa; Chordata; Actinopteri; Perciformes; Bovichtidae. The coding region runs from base 120 to 1331 and encodes 403 amino acids. Gene Ontology annotation, cellular component: cytosolic large ribosomal subunit; ribosome. The record is from RefSeq and is a predicted model, not a curated record.